Molecule: messenger RNA, 486 nt
Organism: Phytophthora sojae
Lineage: Eukaryota; Oomycota; Peronosporomycetes; Peronosporales; Peronosporaceae
Exons: 3
Coding region: 1-486 (161 amino acids)
Biological process (GO): iron-sulfur cluster assembly
Source: RefSeq, a predicted model, not a curated record
AUGGGACUGCAGGAGAAGAUCAACGCCAACCCGACGGUGUACGCCGUGGCCACUCCGGCGCCCAAGAAAUUCGAUGUGGACGAGGCUCUGGACGAGGACGCCGCUGACCCGUUCGAGUCAGACGAGGUCUUCGAGAUUCUGCGGCACAUUAACGACCCGGAGCACCCGCUGACGCUCGAGCAGCUCAAGGUCAUGUCGCUCGAGAACAUCCACGUGGACGACGCCAACUCGCGCAUCAAAAUCUACUUUACGCCCACCAUCCCGCACUGCAGCAUGGCGACUCUGAUCGGGUUGUGCCUCCGCGUGAAGCUGCUGCGCUCGCUGCCGCCGCGCUUCAAGGUGGACAUCCUCAUUACGCCUGGUACGCACGCGUCCGAGGCCGCGGUCAACAAGCAGCUGAACGACAAGGAGCGUGUGGCUGCUGCGCUGGAGAACGCACACCUGCUGACGGUUGUCAACAAGUGCAUUGCCAACACCGACAAGUGA